AUGAGGAGAUGGCGAGUGUGUCAGGACCUUAGGUCCAGCCCCUCUGAGGAAGACGCCUUAACAAAUCAUUACCAAAUACUAACAUCCCUUGGCCAAGGAGCAUUUGGAGAAGUCCGAUUGGCUAGCCAUCUGCUCACCCACACAAAGGUAGCAGUAAAACGUCUCCCCAAAAGCAGGAGAAACCCCAUCUUCAAAUCCGAAAUCGAAAUCAUGAAAUCCCUCAAUCAUCCACAUAUUAUUAAACUUUUACACAUAAUCGAGACCACCGAAAACAUCUACAUCGUUCUGGAGCAUGCUGUGGGAGGAGAGCUGCACAGCAGAAUUGUGGACUUUGGGUACCUAGCAGAGGAGGAGUGUCACAGGCUGUUCAAACAGAUUGUGUGUGCCCUUCAGUACUGUCACCAGAAAGGGAUAGUCCACAGGGAUUUAAAGCCAGAAAACAUUUUAUUGGACCGAAAAGGAAAUGUAAAACUGAUUGAUUUUGGAUUGAGUACCAAGAUAAUCACUGGCCAGAAGCUCUCAACGUUCUGUGGGACCCUCCCUUACUGUGCCCCAGAACUGUUUAUAGAUCAAGGGUACGAUGGCCGGGCAAUUGACAUCUGGAGUUUGGGGGUCGUACUAUACUUUAUGUCCACGGGGUGCCUCCCUUUCGAUGGAUAUACUUAUGAAGCAAUAAAGGAGAAGAUCUUGGGAGGAAAAUACUCUAUGAAGUUCAGGUUGUCAGCAGAACUUUGGGAUGUGAUAGCCAAACUGUUAACAGUCAACCCUGGAGAAAGGCCAACAGUCCACGACAUAGUCAGAUUCAAGUGGCUAAAGCAGAGCAAUGAAGCUUCUCCUGGUUCUUUGGGAGAGAACACCAACAGCCAUCCUGAUCCCAUUAUAAUAGACAUCAUGAGUGACCUGGGAUAUAAUCCAGGAGAGAUAAGGGAAAGUUUGCAAGAAAAAAAAUUCGACCAGGUGAUGGCUACUUAUUUAAUGCUCAAGCAACAGUCCCACCGGGAAGAGAAGUCAACC
Molecule: messenger RNA, 1014 nt
Organism: Grammomys surdaster
Lineage: Eukaryota; Metazoa; Chordata; Mammalia; Rodentia; Muridae
Product: sperm motility kinase X-like
Exons: 1
Biological process (GO): protein phosphorylation; microtubule cytoskeleton organization; intracellular signal transduction
Cellular component (GO): cytoplasm
Molecular function (GO): ATP binding; protein serine/threonine kinase activity; tau-protein kinase activity
Source: RefSeq, a predicted model, not a curated record